AUGUUAAAAACAUUUGUGUUCAACAUUUCUCUUCUGACUGUUCUUGGUAUUUCUUCAACUGCUCCAACUGAAUUUCUAACUGAUACUCUAGCUAAUGUUCUUGGUGAAACAUUCGGAGAUCUUGAUAGCUUAUAUGGUCGUCUUGCUGGCACAAUAAUUGGUACCCUAACUGGAGGUGCCGAAGAUGCUCAAUUCCUUGGCCAACUUGGAGCAGCUGAAGGCAGAGAUCUUGGUGAAAAUAUAAAAGCUUCUACUAAAAGAAACAAAUCUGGAAGUUUGGUGGAAGGUUUAACCGAUCUAACUGGAGGUAUUUUUGGAUCAAUUUCUGGCUUUACUGGUGCUAAUGCUGGAGCUAUAGUUGGUGCUUUGAAUGAUGGAACAGCUGGAGCUGCAAAAGGAUCUAUUGCUGGAAAUAAUAUUGGUAUGAAACUUGGUGAGAAUUUUAUUGAAUCUGCUGAAAUUAGCAAAGAUGGAAGGCUUCUUGGGAGAGUAUUGGAUCUUGCGGGAAAUGCUGUUGGUUCAGCAGUUGGUUAUGCUUCAGCACUUGGUGGCGGUUUAACUACUGGAGUUCUUGAAGGUACUAAUGCUGCUAUUGUUCAAUCGAAUUCUGGUGUAGAAUUUGGCCAAGGAAUUGCUAGAGAAAUCAAUAAAGUGUUUGAAGAAAUAAACAUAUAA
Episyrphus balteatus (marmalade hoverfly) is the source of this 675-nucleotide messenger RNA. Its product is annotated as circumsporozoite protein-like. The coding region runs from base 1 to 675 and encodes 224 amino acids. The record is from RefSeq and is a predicted model, not a curated record. Lineage: Eukaryota; Metazoa; Arthropoda; Insecta; Diptera; Syrphidae. The transcript has a single exon.